Haliotis rubra (blacklip abalone) is the source of this 2205-nucleotide messenger RNA. Its product is annotated as neuroglobin-like. The transcript is spliced from 3 exons. The record is from RefSeq and is a predicted model, not a curated record. The coding region runs from base 1394 to 1954 and encodes 186 amino acids. NCBI's taxonomy places the organism in Eukaryota, Metazoa, Mollusca, Gastropoda, Lepetellida, Haliotidae. Gene Ontology annotation, molecular function: oxygen binding; heme binding.
UAAUCAUCAUACUGUAGUCAUAUCCACAGUAGCCGUCUACUUCACCCUAGCCGGUGGCCAACCCUAGAUCAAUAUAACAUAGCGUUACGUUUGGCUACAGAGGCAGGCUUUCAUUUAGCAUCCUUUCGUGGCGCUUACAAACAGUCAGUGUUCCCGUAGCCUGAGCACGUGGUGGAGGUGAAGUGCUGUAUACUGCGUUGAGGAGUGUGAACGCGUGUGCUCCGCCAGUAAACACGUGCUGCAUCAAUGACGACGCUGUGUGCACAGAAGCUUCGCGGGAGUUCCAUGUAGUUUCUUAAUUCGGGAUAAUUACCGCUUCGGUGUUAAUGUAAAAUCCAGAAGAGUUUGAAGUUUAAAAACAGGAGGAUUAUUUAAUAAGUGUGGAUCGAAACCACGAAUGAAACAGGAUAUAUAUGUGUGACUUCCGCAAAAACUGAGGUCACUUGGUGAUAAAAUGUAUCACGUAUAUCAGUAACAGAUAAAUAUUUGAUUGAUUGGAUCUACAGUUCAGAUCGAAGGUCGAUCACAUUGAUCUGGACCCAUCCCACUGACCACAGAUGCGGAGAAGGUGUUGUUUAUACCAUACGCCGAUGCUGCUGUCACAAACGCUGCACUGUUUCCAUAUCAACUCGAUGCCACUUACAUACAGCUGCUCAUAUUCGUACCGCGACAUCAACAGCUGCUGAUGCUGCUGUUUCCACGUGCUUCGUUGAUAAGGAAUGUUCUAAUGCGCCUUGUGGAAUAUAUCUGCCGGAUACAAACUGAUUCAGAAUAACCAACUUGCGCAACUACUCGGCCGAUAUUGGAUAUUAUUUGUGAAUAUUGAGUAUUUCUAAAGGUCGGUGUGUUUUUUAAAGUGCCUGGCUGUUUUACAGAGGAAGACUCAGUUAUCUGUAGGUGUUUUUCCUAUUGUUCCAAGACACUCGUCACAAGUGUGUAAACUAAUGCAAGUAUUAGAACAAAUAAUUCAACGAGGAAACUGUUGCAAAUUUUGCAAUCACUUUUCAGUAUAAGAUUACAUUUUUGCUUAUGUACUAAAAAAACUGACACGGGACGUUUAGGUGAAGCUUAUUGAUAUAUUUCUUAAUGUUAUUCAAUCACAUCGGAAGAAAGCGAGUGAAUAACCAACCAGUAUGCAACGUGAAACUAACUUUACUCUCUGAAAUAUUCAACUGGUCACGCCUCUCAAAGGAUAUUUGUUUUAACACUGAUUCUUCUUCAGCGUUAAUACAACUCGGACCUUACGCAGGGAUUCAUUUAUUACCAAGUGAAACACACUAAUGACAACGUAAGGAAGUGAACUAUAUUUAGAUGAACUGAGCUUUUGACUGAGGUGACAGUUUCGAAUCGAUUUCGGUGAUUAAAGCGGCUCGCCGACCCACCUUUAGAAGCCAUGGGCGCUAGCAACGUCAAACAAAAUGGCACCCAUCGUUCCAAAAGGCCGAUGAACAACAGUGACUUGUUGGAGAACUCUAUCCAAGACGAGUCUGAUUUUCAGCUUAGUGAGGAUCAUAAGGAAAUUCUUAAGGAGUCGUGGACAGGCCUCAAGGGAGAUAUUUCGAAGGUCGGGGUCAUCACGUUUAUGAAGCUAUUCGAGACACACCCAGAUGUGCAAGAUGCCUUCCUUCCAUUCCGAGGUCUCUCCACGACGGACAUGGAACAGAGCGCCAUCUUGCGCGCGCAUGCUCUACGUGUUAUGAUGACAGUUGACAAGUGCCUCAACAGGAUUGACAGUCCUUCCAAGAUCGAGGGACUUAUGAGUGAACUUGGCCGUAGACAUAUAAACUACAAUGUCAAGGCCGAGUACAUUGACAUGAUGGGCGAGCAGUUUAUAUAUGCACUGAGAUCCAACCUGGAUGACCGCUGGAGCCCUGAGCUGGAGAAGGCGUGGGUUGCCUUGUUCAGCAUGAUGAAGUUUUACAUGAGACGGGGCCUUGCAGAGAAACACAACUAAACAGGAAAUAUGUAUGCGAAACAUGAGAAGGGAGACCUUCAGUGUAAAUACCUGCGUGAUUCAUGUAGCUAUGUAUGUGACAAGGUUUUGUAAAUGACCUGAGUGCAGCUGCUGACAAGUUGCAAAAACGAUUUUUCGAAAACGUCAUUUUGCCUCGUCAACAUUUACGGAAAGCGUCGAGUUCUGACGGAAAGCGCCAAUUGGAACACACCACAGGAUCAGACAAUCAGGAAAAUCAAUCGGCUUUCAUA